This is a messenger RNA of Paramecium sonneborni, 1146 nucleotides long. The record is from the annotation of a GenBank genome assembly. NCBI's taxonomy places the organism in Eukaryota, Ciliophora, Oligohymenophorea, Peniculida, Parameciidae.
CUCCAGUUGAUUAAAAAAUAAAAUUAAAAUGGCUUCUAAAUUAACAAUGCCAGAGGCAAAUAACAUUGAUCAUUAGAUAUAACAUUUAUAUUAAUGCAAACCUCUUCCUGAAUAGGAUGUGAAAUUAUUAUGUGAAAAGGUUUUUAAUAAAUUAAUUUGAUUUAAUAGGCAAAAGAAAUUUUAAUAUAAGAAUCAAAUGUAUAACCAGUUCGAGCUCCAGUGAUAAUAUGUGGUGAUAUACAUGGUCAAUUUCAUGAUUUAAUGGAAUUAUUUAAAAUAGGUGGAAAGGCACCAGUAAAAUAAAUUGAUAUGAAUUAAGGAUACAAAUUAUCUAUUCAUGGGUGAUUAUGUAGAUAGAGGACAUCAUUCAGUAGAGUGUAUAACCCUUUUAGUGUUAUUGAAAGUAAAGGAUUGAAUAAUAUAAGAUUCGACAUCGAGAUAGAAUAACAAUAUUAAGAGGGAAUCAUGAAUCAAGAUCAAUAACAUAAGUUUAUGGUUUUUAUGAUGAAUGUUCAAGAAAAUAUGGAAAUAGUAAUGUAUGGAAAUGUUUCACAGAAUUAUUUGAUUACCUACCUUUGACAGCAGUAGUUGAAUCUUAAGUAUUAAUUUUAAAUAUAAAUUAAGUUUUUUUGUUUACAUGGUGGUAUAUCGCCAUCUAUUGAUACUCUGGAUCAUAUCCGAUAGUUAGAUAGAGUAUAAGAAACACCCCAUGAAGGACCUAUGUGUGAUUUGUUAUGGAGUGAUCCUGAUGAUAGAUCUGGUUGGGGAAUAUCUCAAAGAGGUGCUGGAUACACUUUUGGAUAAGAUAUUUCUGAAUAAUUCAAUCAUAAUAAUAAAUUAAAAAUGAUUGCUAGAGCACAUCAAUUAGUUAUGGAUGUAGAUGAUUAUAUAUCUAUAUAGGGUUAUUCACUUGCACAUGAUAGAAAUGUUGUAACAAUAUUCUCUGCUCCAAAUUACUGUUACAGAUGUGGUAAUUAAGCAGGAAUAAUGGAAGUUGAUGAAAAUCUAAGAUAAACAUUGUAUAUUAUUCUUAAUAAUAACCUAUAUAGUAUACAAUUUGAUCCUGCUCCAAGAUCAGAAAAUGAGUCAGUUCCAAAAAGAGUACCAGAUUAUUUUUUAUGAAUAUUAUUAAUAAUUUAAUAAAUA